CGUAUCCUCUCCGAGGGCCUUGUGAAGUGGAUCAGGAUAGUGGAAUUGCGCGCCCCUGUAUCCAGACUCUUAGGAGGUGUUUCAGUGGCAGAUGCUCAAAAUGUCAUCAGAGUACUCCUACUGCAGCGAGGGCGGCUUUGACGAGAUGUCGAGCUCAUCAGAUUCAGGAUUCGACGUCAGCUUCGAGUCGCCAAAGCACGAGCUGCCGGCGGACAGGCUAAUCUUCCCUAGUGGUAAGGAAGAGAAACGAAAGAAGACACGCAACUCUCGCUGCAAGAGUCCCACGCAGGUCCUGCGCAUAAAACGUAACCGACGUAUCAAGGCCAACGAUCGCGAACGCCAUCGCAUGCACACCCUGAACGAUGCCCUGGAGAGGCUUCGCAUGGCCCUCCCGACCUUCCCCGAGGAUACCAAGCUCACGAAAAUCGAGACGCUGCGCUUCGCUCAUAACUACAUUUGGGCCCUGCAGCAGACGCUUGGGAGCGCUGCUCCAUCCGGAGAAAUAACCCUGAGCGUGGGCAACGUAACAGUAAGCAUCGGCGAGAGUGGCAACAUGAUAACUUCAUCGACGGGAAGCUGCGCCGUCGCCGCCCAGAAACGGCUCGGGCCCGGUGGCCAUCCACUUGCAGGGGUCUACUGUCCGGGUAUGAAUCAGAGCCACCAGCUCGACUGGCCCUCGGAGUACGACUGCUACUCCAGCGAGCAGAGCGUCAGUCCACCUCAGCACCUCCAGGUCCAUCUUCCCCAGCAACCGAUGCACAUGCAACAACAACAACAACAACAACAACAACAACCACCACCACCACUACCACAACAGCCACAGCACCAGCAGCAACAACAUCACGCAGACAACAAACCACGUGGCAUACACGGGCCCGACGGCCUGCUACGACCAGAGGCUCUAUCACUUCGACCGCCAGGACGUUUAUCAGUGCCUCUAGUGCUUCUAGAGGUGCGUCCCCUGGUGGAUGUUCUUGUUACGUAA
Ceratosolen solmsi marchali is the source of this 985-nucleotide messenger RNA. It is a transcript of the gene tap, whose product is annotated as basic helix-loop-helix neural transcription factor TAP. The transcript has 4 exons. The record is from RefSeq and is a predicted model, not a curated record. Bases 92 to 985 code for a protein of 297 amino acids. Gene Ontology annotation, cellular component: nucleus. Gene Ontology annotation, biological process: axon development; positive regulation of transcription by RNA polymerase II; sensory organ development. Gene Ontology annotation, molecular function: DNA-binding transcription factor activity, RNA polymerase II-specific; E-box binding; protein dimerization activity. NCBI's taxonomy places the organism in Eukaryota, Metazoa, Arthropoda, Insecta, Hymenoptera, Agaonidae.